GAGCUAAAAUUGAUUGAAGAUUUCUGGUUUGAAGAGAGAGAAAGUUAGUGAGAAAAGCUAAAGGAACUAGAAGAAGAGAAAGAGGAGGAGAAGAAGAAGAAAGGGAGCAUGACUAUUGAUCUGGGAGCAAAAUACCAUCGUCCCUUGUAGAAUUACAACUCUGCUUCUGGUGAUGCCUGCCGGUAUUUUUACUACCGAACCUGGAGAGUUCUCAAGUGCAAAAUACGACCAUCCUGCCCCAAAUUACUGUCGUAUUUUCCAUUGGUCUAGCUUGUAUUUUUACCGCCGAACCAUGCCCUUGAAGAUUUCCGAGGAAGUACAAAAUACAGGCAAGACAGGAAGGAAUACGGUCGUAAUUCACACAUUACAGGCAAUGUUUCACUAAAUACGGCCAUAUUCUUCCUCUUAUCAGCUUAAGCAAAAUGUGCAUUUUGGGCAAAAUACAGGCAGAGGUGAAUUGCGACUGUAUUUCUGCCCGUUUAUCGCCCAGAAUCGGGUUAAAAGAGGCUGAUUCGAGCCAAAGGAAGGGGAUUCAACUUUUUAGAGCAAAAACUAGAGUUCUAGAGAGAGAAAGUGUGAAGAACAAACCCUAGGAGCUAUUUGGAGUGGAUUUCUCACCAUUGAAGCCCAGAUUGUGUCCUAAAAGUAAAGAUUGACAUCCCGGAGCAUAUUAUUCCCAUCUUUAUGAGUAUGAUUGUUUUGAUUUCUGUUUUCCUCUCUCUCUCUCUAUCUCUCUUUGUAGUAUACCUUUCUCUCACUUGGGUAUGAAGAACCCUAGUUCCAUGAGUUAGAGAUCUUGAUUGUAAUAACUUUUGGGAUGAUAUACUGAUUGAUUUUAAUCGUUGAAAUGUGUUUAUUGAGUUAAUUGAAUCUUGAUCAACUUCUCUUGAUUUUUGCUUAAACCUGUGAUAGAUAGAAUCUGAAUAGGUUGUUAGAGUUUGUUCAAUCGAUAGGAGUGAAUUGAUUGUACGAGAGUCAGUCACUUCACUGAUUUUUACUGGAAUAUGUUUCUAGUAGUGGAGUUAUGUGUUCAUUGCCUUAGCAUUCUAUCUAGGUGAAGACUAGUCGUCUGCCGCUUAGUCUGUCUGAGAGGGCUUGGUUAGCUUAUGAGAUUCCAAGCUGCCGUUGGAUCUUUCGCAGCUUAAUCAACAAUGAAUCAACCAUAGGAAAUUACAAUUUGGACCUUACUAAGGAGCUAGGGAGACUCAUUCCUGAGUGACUCUUAUCUUGCUUCAAAAAACCGGACAAUUUACUGUUUUCUUUCUGUUUUGGUUUCAAUUCAACUUCACUCACUUAGUCCCGCUAGAUAAUAGAAGUUAACGGAGUAGGAAGUAGAUCUAGACACCGGGUUGAUAGAUUAAACCUACCCACUAUUCUGCAUUUUCAUAUUGUGAUUAUACUUGGUCGUAGUUCGGUGUUGUGUUCUAACGUGUCAAGUUUUUGGCACCGUUGUCGAGGUAUAUCUAGCUUAUUGGAGAAACGUGAACAUCUGUUACUUUAGCAUUUAAUUUUUUUCAUUUUCUUCUUCCCCAUGUGUGCCUUCAUGGGCUGUGCUUGUAGUAUGUGUUCAGGUAGUGCAUGACCCGUAGCUAGUCGAGAGAGCUAUAUUCGUUAGAUCAAGAGCUCGAACGAACUUGUUGUAACUCCAAGCGAGCUUUGAAGGCGUGACUAGCUGCGGAGAAAGCUUGGGAGCAUCCGCACACCACCGAGGAGGAAGAGAUGGGGGAACCCAAUAAUGGCGGGGAGCAUUUCCCCGAUGAACAUACCAUGGGAAACUACUGGACCGCCAGGGCUGCAAACAUGAGGUCACCCAUCCAGCACCCUCAAUUUCCUGCUAAAAACUUUGAGGUGAGCACCUCUGUCAUCACCAUGCUGCGCAACUCGGUGGUAUUCCAUGGGAAAUCGGGCGAGUGCCCCAGAGCCCACCUACGACGAUUUCACGAGCUGAUUAAUGGAAUCAAGAUUAACGGUGCCUCGCAGGAUGCCAUUCACUCUGGAGGGACAGGCCAAUGCGUGGCUGGACAACAUACCUCCGGGGUCCAUCACGACCUUCAAUGUCUUGGCCAACAAGUUCUUGACCCUCUAUCAUCCCCCAUCCAAGACAGCUAACCUGCAGAAGGAGAUUACACACUUUGCCCAGGAGGAGGAUGAAACCUUUCGGGAUGCUUGGAGAGGUAUACCAGCCUUUUCCUGAAUUUUCCCAACCAUUGUUUUAAUGACGCCUUUAAGGUGGGCACAUUCUACCAUGCCCUCUUCCCUGAAGAUAAGCAGUUGAUCGACUCGGUCUAUGGCGGGAACAUGCUGACAAAGACGCCACCCCAGUUGAACCAGCUCUUUGACGAAAUGGCAUAGCAGGGGUAUGAUUGGGGGUCUGUUAUGAGGUUUAGGAGAGUACCAAGACGGGGGUGUUCAUGGUGAGGACACUCAUUCAUCUGAAUUGGUGCAUGUUGUUUCUAAACUGGUCAGCUAUUGAUCGGAGUGGGAUGAUUGCUAGGACACGGUAUCAACAGGCAAUGCGUUACCUGUGGUAUGAGAGCUCCCAUCACACCAUAGAAGACUAUCAGGUUAUGAGGGAAUCUACUACUCCCCAGGAGCAGCUAGACUUCAUAAGCAAUACUAGGUGCUUCGACCCCCUACAGUAAUACCUAUAACGAAGGGUGGCGCCAACAUCCCAACUUCUCUUGGAGUGGCAGCAAUCCUCAGCCACCAGUCACCCAAGGACCACCAGGUUUCCAGAGACCGUCAUAUAAGCCCAGGUAGGGGAAAUUACAGCAGCAACAAUCUCUCUACUUGCCCAGACUGGGGCAAGCUCUUCAGCAUCCGAGGCCAUUUCAGCAGUCAAACGCAGCUCCUACAGCCCUAGUAUAGCACGAUCUGAUGGCUGAACUGCGCGACUUGGUGGGUUCUCUUGCCAGUUCCAGUGCUUAAAAAUUCAACAAUAUCGAGUAGUUCAUGGAUAAGGCCUCGAGUAAAUUCCUGGCUCUUGAAGCUAGCUCGAGGAACACACAGGUUGCUUUGCAGAAUAUCCAGACCCAGCUAGGGAGUGUGGCUCAAGUAGUGGCACAAAGAGCUCUGGGAUACCUUUCCCGGUUAGACAAUCCCUAAUCUGAAGGACCAGAAUAGCCACUGCCAUGUUGUCACUACAAGGAGCGCCAAGGUGACUGCAGAACCACUUGUCCAAGCCAGACAGGCGGGAGAGAGACCUGCUUCAACACUUCUAGCUGAUGAAGAAGAAUGGAGAAAGAGAGUGAGGUGCCUGCUCCUAAACCACAACUAGUGGGAAAGAUUAUGUCCCUCAACUUUCCUUCCCUACACAAUUACACAAAGACCGACUGGAGACUAAGUUUGCCAAGUUCAUGGCAAUGCUGAAGCAGGUGAACAUAAGCAUGCCUUUUGUGGAGGCAUUUUCGAAGAUGCCCAAGUAUACUAAAUUUAUAAAAGAUCUCCUCACCAACAAGAAGUAUAAGUUGAGUGAGUUUGCCACUAAGGAGCUCAACGAGGAGUGUUCGACCAUCAUGCAGAACAACCUUCUGUAGAAGCAGAAGAACCCAAGUAGUUUCAAGAUCCCAUGUUCUAUCGGUAAAAUGCAUGUUGAGAGGUCCUUGGAAAACCUAGGUGCUAAUAUUAAUGUUAUACCCUAUACUUUGUACAAGAAGCUAGGCCUAGGUGAACCAAGUAACACUAGGAUGAGUAUUCAAUUAGCUGAUCGAUCUGUAGUUCAUCCUAGGGGCAUAGUGGCAGACCUCCUAGUUAAGGUUGACAAAUUCUUUUAUCCUGCAGAUUUUGUUAUCUUGGACAUCAAUGAGGAUGAAAAAGUGCCCCUUAUUCUAGGUAGACCUUUCCUGGCUAUUGCCAAGGCUCUCAUAGAUGUGCAUGAUUAGGGCUGGUAAUCGGUCGGUAACCGGUUUACCGGUUACCGGUAUACCGGAAAUCCUUUGGCGACUGCCGUUUACUGUAGCCGGAUCCAAUUCGGUAAACCGCUUACCGAUUGUAACGGUAUGGUAUUUUUGCCGGUUUCCCGUGUUACCGACUGCCUUUCCGCGGCAUGAUUGUCCCCUGCUUCUCUAUGGGGGUAAGGGUAAUGUGACUACUGACAAAAACAAUUACAAAAGUAAAAAGCUAAACUUCUCUCCUCCCAUUUUACUCUCCAACGGUGGCCUGCUGCUUUCUAAAUAGAUUGCAACUGCUCCUCUCUUCCCUUAAACACAGACACACAAAAAAAAUUCAAUAUAACAUCAUCAGCUCUAAUCGUUCCAACUCGGCCAAAUCACAAAUCACACUUAAUUGAUUCUAACCUGAACUCCGACGAGGUGCUGGGCGGCUUGGUCGAGCGAGAAAGCUCCAACGGCGACGGGGACGAGGAGGGUUGGGUCGAUGGAGAUGGGGUCCAACGGCAAUGGGGGCAGAGGGCGUUCGGUUGUUGGGUCGUGCCUCACGAGUUGAGCGUUCAGCGACGAGCCAGCGACGGAGAGGGUGAAGGUUGAAAGCUUGGGUUUGUUUGGCGGCGUUUGGAUUCGUCGAUUUUGACUUUCUUUCUUGCGGAGUGAGUCGUGAGGAAAGCAGAGGCAAGAGAAGGAAAUAAAUCCACUUUUAAUAUGUUUAUUUACUCCUAUUCCUAAUUAGAAAAGGCUAGGGAGUAGUGAGGGUUGGGGAUUUCUGGGGCGGCAGCACCUUUCAGAUUCCGGUAUCGGAUAACCGGCCAGCCGUCGGUAAGGUGCAACCCCGAUCCCGGUAUUACCGUUGCCCAUCUGACCCUUCCGCAUACCGUUGUUCACGGUUAACGGUUUAACCUGUUACCGCCGGUUAUCGGUACGGUAUCCGGUUAAACCGUUAACCAUAUAACCAAUUACCAACCCUAUGCAUGAUGGGACCUUGAUCUUGAAAGAUGACGAGGAGCAGAUAACAUUUUCCAUUGCUAAAAAUAUGAAUACUAUCUCUCAUGUGCAUGAUUUAUCUCACUAGGUACACGAGGCUAUUGUGUAUCCUUCUGUGUCUCCCGUUUUACAGGACUCUGCACCCUUCCUCCUACACCACUCGUCCUUCCUCAGUUACCAAAAGAGCGGAUUAAGGAGGAGUGGCGGCCGAAGCUGUAGGUAACCAAGCCUGUUCAAAAGAAAAUUGGACACCACUAUGAGCUGGUCCCGACCCUUGAGCCACGGCCACCCUAACCAUUCGAGUAUUCACUCGCGUGUAUCCUACCGAUGGCUAGGUCGAGUUGACAUGUGCUGGUGGUCACACCCGUCGUGUGCCUGGCCACCAUCUGAAGUUUUACCUCAAGAGCAAUGUGGAUCCACUCUUGGAGGCACCUAUUCCUACACCUCUCUGAGCAUCCACCCUCUGCGUCCAGCUAAAGACGUAAAAGAAGCGCUUGUGGGGAGGCAACCCCACCAUGGUUUGCUUUUCUUUUGUUUGUUUUUUGGUUUUUUCCACUUGGAACUAUGGUUUCUUUCACCCAGUGUGUGUAUUUGCAUGAAUCUAGAUCUGUGCCCUUUGGACUGGUCCCCUUCCAGUCCCCUACUCUUGACUGGUUUGCCUUCCAGUCACUAUUCCCGAUCAUCAUUUCCCGGUAAUAUCGCUCCCCUUUCCUCUGCUCCGUUAAGGGCAAUGUCGAACUUAAGUGUAGGGGUGCUUUGUAUUUAUUGGAACAUAUGUAUGUGUGCUUGGAUCCUAGUCCGCUGUCCAAAUCUUGAGAUUUGAGGGCUCCAAGUACUGAUGUUUUCAUGAUCAUAUUGGCACUGUGGUUUAUGUGGUGAAUCAAAUGGAUGUUGAUAUUGAUGCAUGAAAACUUGAUUGUGACUUGGACAACCUAUAGUGAUGACUGAGAUGUCCAGUAGAGUUGUGUAGGGGUUCAGUUUUUCAACUGUUUUCUUACCAAAUGUGACUUGGAUUGAUCAAUUAUUUUUUACAUUCGUUUAUGCAACUAGUUCAGGGAAUCAGAAUGAGAGAUAGAGCAUAUAGGUAGUCAUGUGGAUUUGAGCCUGCUCGUUUCUUUCUUGUGCGAUAGAUCCCUCUUCCAUGGUGUGUAGCAUUCACGUUGUCACUAAUUAGGAUUAUGCAGGCAUAGGAUUAGCCCACGACCAAAUUGAAUGUCCUAGUGUCAUACCCCUAGUCAGCCCCUUUGAGCCGUGUAACUUUCUUUCUUUUGGUCUACAAUGAAAAAUCACCCUUUUGCAUUUCUUAGAGGUUCCACAGAGUGGUUUUUGCAUGUUUUAUGUUUUUUUCUACUGGAAAUAAGAUGAGGGUUGGAGGUAGUUCUUAAAAAAUGGGGCAUGUGCUUGCAAGAAUAAAAGAUGUGUAAAAGU
Linum trigynum is the source of this 6302-nucleotide messenger RNA. The record is from the annotation of a GenBank genome assembly. NCBI's taxonomy places the organism in Eukaryota, Viridiplantae, Streptophyta, Magnoliopsida, Malpighiales, Linaceae.